CCUUUCCUCCCCGGCUUCCGGUUUCUCUUCACGCCCUGCCUCUGAAUAAUGAUAAUAAUGAUCAAGAUGGCUACUACACAAUAUUCCUCCGGUAGCUAACCACUAAUUCCAUGGACGCUCUUCAAACUGCCUUUUCCCGAAGUUUAGGUCCCUCGUAGGCGACGAGGUGUGUUCCGGGGACUCUUAUAUAUGGAUAAAAAGGCGCGAAGAGGAGAUUGAAGUGAUUGUGUUUCCUGCAGGACUCAUUCUGAGGAAGCUAAGCUAGCACAGCAAGCUAGCUAGCUGAGCUACUCGACCAGCUCCAGGUUCCAGACCAGGACACAGGAGGCUCACAGGUCUGCGGCGGCCCCCCCGGUUCGUCGGACGGAGAGGGUCAGAUGGCAGAGCCGAGGAAAGUCCCGUUCGUCACCCUCUCAUCCUUUAGCAGCACCCCCUCUCCAACGACCCCGGAGCCCACCAAGAAGCGCCGCCGGGAGGAUGAGGCCGGAGACAGCACUGUGGGGAAAGAUGGAGGUGGAGGUGCGGCGGGGGUCGGGUCAGGAGCAGGAGGAGGAGGAAGCAGCGGGGGUCUGUUUGGGAACACGACAGGAGCUGAUACAGAGAGCGAGGAGAGGAAACCCACCGUCCGGCUCAACCUCACUCUCUCCGAGCCCAACGAGAGAGGAUCCUCCGAGUUCAACUACGGAGAGCUGGUGCAGCCAACUUCCGUCACUCAGGUAAAAGCUGCAGCUUCAACUGUCCCUAAAGGACUCGCUCCAACAGUCCCUAAAGGACUCGCUCCAAUGGCCCCUAAAGGACUUGCUCCAACGGUCCCUAAAGGACUCGCUCCUCCGUUGGACCCCAGCGACCCGUUCGCCGACGACGACAAGGAGCGUCGGGAGGUCGAAGAGCUCGCCCGCAAAUUUGAAAACAAAUAUGGUGGAUGUCCGAAGAAGAAGAAAAAGGACAGGAUGCAGGAUCUCAUCGACAUCGGAUACGGCUACGACGAGACCGACCCGUUCAUCGACAAUUCAGAGGCUUACGACGAGCUGGUCCCGGCGUCUCUCACCACGAAGCACGGAGGUUUCUACAUCAACACGGGGACGCUGCAGUUCAGAGCGGCGUCAGACUCUGAGGGCGAGAACGCCAACACGGCAGAUAAUCACUUCAAGAAGAUGAAAGACGGGGAGGAGAGGGUGAUUAAAAAGCGGAGGAAAAAGCAGGACGGUGGGAUUCUGGAGGAGAAGAAACCCAGGAAGAACAAAGUACCAAAGAGCGGAGUAACAGCCCUGAAUAUUCACCGACCGGAGAAGAAGAAGAGGAAGAAGCUGAUGAAGGACUCUCUGCACCUGGCCAACAUGCUGCGCCGCUUCACCCGAGAGAAGGAGGAGAUGAGGAAGAAGAACGUGGGAGCAGCUGGUCUGCAACGACCCAACGCCAAAGUGCCAAACGCCAACAGUGCUCUCCUCAACGCCCACGUCAAGGCUGCAGGCGGCAACGACUGCAACAUCUCCGACCUGACCUCCGACCCCGCCGUGAUGUCACUGCUGGGCACCGCCAAUAACGACCUGCUGCAGGACAUGAUGGGCGACCUGGACUUUGGGAUGCUGGACUCCCCUCAGCCCUCCAGUCCAGUGCAGGGAGAGAACGGCGCCUUCGGGAUGGGGCACAAAGCGGGCGGUAGCAGAGUGUCGCAGGGUAGCGUGAUGCCGCCGCCUCAGCUGCCCAGCGGACUCCCGGGGCCGCUCCUGAAACGCAUCGAAGACCUGAGAGCGGCGUCUCGUCUCUUCGAUGAAGAAGGCCGGAAGAAAUUCUUCACACUGGACAUGAACAACAUCCUGCUGGAUAUCGAGCUGCAGGUCCAGGAGCAGCCUGCAGAGGUGCGAGCCGCCGUCUACUGCCACCUGGAGGCCUUCGUCCCCUGCAACAAAGAGGCUCUGCUCAAACGCCUGAAGAAGCUCAGUCUCAACAUACAGGACGACCGCCUUCGAACGCCGCUGCUGAAGCUCAAGCUGGCGGUGUGCAGCGUGAUGCCGGAGCAGAUCGCUCGAUACAACAUGGACUGCCUCGCGAAAGUAGCAAAGCAGCAGUCUGGAGAGGGGGAGAAAAACGGGUCAGAGGAUGAUGAUGAGGAGAAGCCAGGGAAGAGGGUGAUGGGCCCUCGGAAGAAGUUCAUCUGGGACGACAAACUGAGAGUGUUGCUGUGUAACCUGGUGCGGGUGAAGCUGAGCUGCUACGAGCUGGAGGGCAAGAACUCUCUGUCUCUGGAGGACUACCUCAAAGCCUUCAUGGAGACUGAAGUGAAGCUCCUGUGGCCUAAAGGCUGGAUGCAGGCCAGGAUGCUGUUCAAAGAGAGCAUCAUGGCUCACGGUCACCUCACAGGAUACACAGCAAAGAAGAAGAUGCUUCCUGCUCCCAAAACCCCCAAGCCAAAGGAGGCUGUGUGGGUUCAGCGGUCCGCCCCCUCAGCAGGUGCCACCCCUUCCCCCGCGGCUCAGGCUGCCAAGCGACCGCCUCAGUCCCCGGCUGAGCCCAUAUGUCUCGAUUCCCUGGACGAGGAUCUGACGACUCCCUCGCUGGACUCCAUCUCGCAGGCUUUGGCCAUCCUCGGAAACGCAGCCAAGGGACUCGCCCACGGAGACAGCCCUCCCUCCCCCGAUGGACCCAAGGCCGCCCCCAAGGCCACUCCCACCCCCUCCCCCCUCCACGCCUCACAGCUCAUCCAGCACCAGAAAAAGAACUCAGUCAGCACUCCCAGCUCCAACACACCUCACUACAUCUCUACCUCUUCGUCUUCCUCCACCCCUCUGUCCCGCCCCGCGUCCCUCUCGUCCUCGCCCCUGACCUCCGUCAGGGUGGACGGGAUGGGCGUGGUGAAGGGUGCUGUUCAGGUACACAGACACUCAGUGCUGAAUGCUCAAAGGACUUUAGGCGUGGGCGUGGUUAAGGCUAACAUGCCGCCUACAGCGUCGCAGCCCAAACCACGUCCUCCACCCACAGCGUCUCCGCUGUUGGCGCCCGGAUCGAAGAUGGGGAUCUCCACUCCUCCGUCCGGCCUCCUCAAAGGCAGCAAUAAUAAAGUCAACAGCGGAGACACCAUCAUCAUCACAUCACCUCAUUCACGCAUCCACAGCCUCGCGUCCGCCUCACACAUGACGCCCAAAACCUACCAGACGACCCGCCUCCCCCAAACCACGCCCACCAAAUCCUCCCCCUCCCUCAUACAGACUCACCCAGGAGUCCAGCCCCAGCCGCAGUCCAACUUCAUCACCCCUAUGCACGCCACCCUCACAAAGUCCGCCCACAGCAGCAUCCCCCCCAUCGUCAAGCUAACGCCACGCACCCCAAACACCGUCAUCUCCACCCCCCCCACCUCAGGCUCGCCCUCCAUCUCCCAAACCCCCCGCUCUCAGGCGACCCCCAUCUUACACCAGUACUCCGCCAAAACCCCAGCAGGUUUCCGCCCGCCGUUCUCAGGUGUCCAAGGAGGAGCGACCAAGCCGGGUCAAGGCAGCUACACUCCUCCGGGCGUCCAGAAAACCCCCAACAACAAUAGCACCACCAACACCAGCCUUAUAAACACCGUUUCCAUAAGCAAGCAUUCAGGAUCCAGUGCCUCCCCCGCAGCAGUCUCUGCCAACCCAGGACAGCGCCUGAGGCUGGGGGGCGGGACACCUCAGGGGGCCAAGCCGGUCGUUUCUGUCCCAUCAUCUAUCUCUUCUCAGUUACCGCAGGUCUCCACAGCAGGUGCCGGCAGUCUGCUGGGCUCUCCCUCCUCUCUCUCUCUGGGCUUCGGGGGCCUUCUCGGGGGCCUGGUGCCCGUCUCCCUUCCCUUCCAGUUCCCCUCGCUGCUCCCCUCGCUGCCGCCGCUGGGCCCGGCAGGCUCCAGUACAGCGGCGAGCGGCUCGGCAGCCAGUAGCAAUGCAGCGUUCUCAACCCUGACCCAGAAUCUGUAUAAGAGUCUCCAGUCAGGGUCUCAGGUUGCUCUGCCUCCUCACUUGCAGCUCGCUUUCUCAGAUGUCACUCAAAGCCAGGGCGGCGACGCCAAGAGGAAGACGUUAUGAUAACGCCGGAUCUCGACGCCCCCCCUCCCCCUCCGUGCGGACGCUGACUUGUCGGGACAAAUCAGGACUUUGGGGGUGACGGCGGUGAAUCCUUUUAGGGCUCCUGGGUCACGCUCGCUCGCUGAAUCUAUCUUUUUAAGAACAUUUGAUAACUUUGAAUACUUCAUAGAAUUAAUGACAUGAUGUUUACAAGACCGACCUAUAUCACUGUGGACAGGGAGAAGAGUGAAUGGAUUUUUAGGUGAGUGUGUGUGAGUGAGAGUGUGUGUGUGUGGACGCGUGCCUUUGUGUGUCCCUCUCUGAUGCAUGGUCAGUGUGUCUCUUCGGUGCUGUUUUUAUCAUUCUGUAAUUAUCACCUGUAUGAAAUGUAAACUGAAUUUGAAUUGGAGCUUUUUCUGGACGAGAGCGAAACGACUCUUCUUUGUACUUGAAUUCUCGGAUGAAUUCGUGACUGUACAGAACUCCAAACUACUUUUAAUUAAAGUCUUUUCCCUCGCAGUGAUGUGUACACCUCCAGAUUAAAACACCUUCAAUCAGCUCUCACAUGAAAGUGAGGAAAUCUUUAAA
Notolabrus celidotus (New Zealand spotty) is the source of this 4610-nucleotide messenger RNA. It is a transcript of the gene ubn2b, whose product is annotated as ubinuclein 2b. The transcript has 17 exons. Lineage: Eukaryota; Metazoa; Chordata; Actinopteri; Labriformes; Labridae. Gene Ontology annotation, cellular component: nucleus. The coding region runs from base 378 to 4043 and encodes 1221 amino acids. The record is from RefSeq and is a predicted model, not a curated record.